Cladophialophora carrionii CBS 160.54 is the source of this 1515-nucleotide messenger RNA. RefSeq lists its product as uncharacterized. Gene Ontology annotation, molecular function: heme binding; iron ion binding; oxidoreductase activity, acting on paired donors, with incorporation or reduction of molecular oxygen. NCBI's taxonomy places the organism in Eukaryota, Fungi, Ascomycota, Eurotiomycetes, Chaetothyriales, Herpotrichiellaceae. Bases 1 to 1515 code for a protein of 504 amino acids. The record is from RefSeq and is a predicted model, not a curated record. The transcript has 3 exons.
AUGGCGUACGUUGCCUCUGUCUACAUCCGACGAUACAUCAAGUGGCAGAAGGUCCAAGCUCUAGGAGGAGAAUCGCCGCGAGUCACGACACGGUUCUUCUUUGGCCUUGACUUUCCGGUGCACUCGACGCUGGCGAUCCUCAGAAAUGAGGCCCUGGAAUUCUGGGAAUGGAUCUACGAGCACACCGGCACGGACGCCAAUGGAACGGCUGCUUAUACCGCAGAGCUCCACAUCCUGGAAGACGUUCGUGUCUUGUUCACCGCCGAUCCAGAGAACACGAAAGCCCUGCUGACAACUCAAUUCCAAGAGUUCGGCAAGGGCGAAGAGUUCCAUCGGGAAUGGACAGACUUUCUCGGCGACAGCAUAUUCACGACCGAUGGCCAGCAAUGGCACAACUCCCGCCAACUGAUCCGACCCAUGUUUGUACGUGAGAAAGUGGCCGACCUUCCCCUGAUAGAGAGCCACGUGCGCAAGUUGAUCUCGCUGAUGGGAUCGGGUGACGGCGGUGCGGUCAUGUUGAACAAGCUGUUUUUCAGAUUCAGCUUGGACGCCUCAACUCAUUUCCUCUUCGGACACAGUGUUGGCAGCUUGGAUGUGGAACAGUCGGAGUUCGCUGCUGCAUUUGACGAGGUCCAGAGAGUGCAGUCCCUCGAAGGCCGACUCGGGCCUCUUAAACGCUUCUACAGCAAGAAAUCGUUCUAUGCUGGCUUGAAGACAAUGGAGCGCUUCAUUCAACCAUUCAUCACCGAGGCCCUGUCCAUGUCGCCGCAAGAGUUGGACUCGAAGCUUUCUCGGGCCGACACCUUCAUCCACGCCCUGGCCCGGUACACGAGAGAUCCCAAGGUCAUGCGCGAUCAACUCACAGCUCUCUUGCUAGCAGGGCGAGAUACGACUGCAAGCACGCUGUCCUGGCUCUUUCUGGAGCUGGCCAAGAAUCCCCGAGUGGUUGAGAAGCUCCGUGCAGAGAUCAAAGAGUUCCUAGGGGACGGCGGCCGACCGCCGACUUACCAGGAUAUCAAAGACAUGAAGUACCUGACGCACACGAUCAACGAGACGCUACGACUGUACCCAGUUGUGCCCUUCAAUGUCCGAUCAGCGCUAACCGAUACUUCCUUGCCGCGGGGUGGGGGCAAAGACGGAAAUUCUCCAGUCGGCUGUCCGAAGGGCACCAUCAUAGGUUACAGCACUCUGAUGAUGCAGCGGAGGAGAGACCUGUAUCCGCCGAUCUCACCGUCGUUCCCGUAUGACCCGCUGGAAUGGUGGCCAGAGCGAUGGGAGACUUGGACCCCAAAGGCGUGGAACUUCAUCCCGUUCAACGGGGGACCCAGAAUCUGCAUUGGGCAGCAGUUUGCUAUGGUGGAGAUGGGAUAUACGAUUGUCAGGAUCUUGCAGGAGUUUGAUCAGAUCGUGGACUAUGGAAGCAAGCGCACCCUCCACGUAGAGAUUAUUUUAACACCAGCAGAGGGUGUCAAGGUUGGGUUUAUCAAGAAGCAGAAAGCGAACGAGGAGGUAUAA